Pieris brassicae (large cabbage white) is the source of this 686-nucleotide messenger RNA. Its product is annotated as trypsin, alkaline C-like. Gene Ontology annotation, molecular function: serine-type endopeptidase activity. The transcript is spliced from 2 exons. The coding region runs from base 1 to 606 and encodes 201 amino acids. The record is from RefSeq and is a predicted model, not a curated record. Gene Ontology annotation, biological process: proteolysis. Lineage: Eukaryota; Metazoa; Arthropoda; Insecta; Lepidoptera; Pieridae.
AUGAGCUUUGGGUUUUUCUUAAUAAAAAAAAUAUGUUACAGCUACAGUGAUCCUCAAUUCUGGCGAGUACGUGUAGGGUCCUCUUUUCGCAGCCGAGGUGGCUUUCUCCAUAAAGUGAAGACUGUGGUCACGCAUCAAGAAUUUGAUAGAUAUUAUUUUACCAACGAUAUAGCGGUCCUGGUCAUCGCUAAAAAGUUUUAUUUUGGCGACACGAUCAAGCAGGCCACGAUUGCCAACAAAGGAACAGAGCUUAUGCAAAAUUCCUUAUGUACCUUGGUAGGAUGGGGAGUCACACAGGUUGGAGGCCAACAAGCAGAUCAACUUCAACUAGCAACACUGUUCACAGUGGAUCAAAUGGAAUGCAGUCUUCGUUAUAAAAGUAUUGGCUCUGUUAUAUCAGAUUCUAUGAUAUGUGCGGGUCAUAUCGAUAUCGAUGGAAUAGAUGGUUGCUUCGGAGAUUCUGGUGGACCAAUAUUUUAUAAAGGUGUAGUUGCAGGCUUGGUGUCCUUUGGAUAUACAUGCGGUAAUCGGUUUUACCCUGGAGUGUACACCAAAGUAUCUUAUUAUGUUGAUUGGAUUGUAAAUGCUAUAAGACGACACAAGUGAUUAUAAAUAAAAACAAAUGAUGUUAUGAGGAGUCAGACUGUGGUCAAAUUGUUCAUUUUAUUAAUAAAUUAUUAACUCUA